UGCAGGCAGCAGCGGGUUCUAGCCUCUGGGAGGGUCGACAGCUUCUGCCCAACUCAUUGCGCGGUCAAAUGCGGAGCUAGGGAACUUAUCUAGCCUGUCUGGAUUACUGGUUUUAUUUAACUUACUACCGGUGACGCCCCCGGUAAGCCUCCUCGUUCCUUGCGUCUUCCCAGCCGCCCGCCCCCCCUCGAUGAUGAUUCACCAAGAAGAUGCGCCGGUCUGAAAUUUUCAUUGACCUUCGGAUCUUCUUUGCAAAACCAAGACAUUGUGACACGCUGCCGCCACAGGAGCGCACCGGCUCCUGUCGCUGCCCCACUUAACCCCCACCCCCCCCGAUCUCGGUGGAAACACAGGUGCUUUGACUACGUUCUCGCCGCUAAUCUUUGAUUUUCCUUCCAAUCAAUCAAGACCGAGGCAGAUGCCCCAGCUCUGUCAUCCCGGCUUGUACUAUGGUGGAGUUUCCAUCUCUCAGUCUUUACUGGCCUCUCAUCCGCUUUUUGGUGCCUUUGGCAAUCACCAAUGUUGCCAUCGAUCUCGGGGAACAGGCCCUCAACAGGGGCAUAGCCACAGUCAAGGAGGAUGCAGUUGAAAUGCUGGCCAGCUAUGGCCUGGCCUACUCUCUGAUGAAAUUCUUCACUGGUCCCAUGAGUGACUUCAAGAAUGUUGGCUUAGUGUUUGUCAACAGCAAGCGUGACAGGAGGAAGGCUGUAUUAUGCAUGGUGGUGGCCGGGGCCAUUGCAUUUGUCCUACACAUCUUGAUAGCGUACACAGAUUUAGGAUACUACAUCAUUAAUAAGCUCCACCAUGUGGAUGAAUCUGUGGGGCACAAGACAAGAAAGGCAUUCUUAUACCUGGCUGCAUUCCCUUUGCUGGAUGCGAUGGCCUGGAUUCAUGCAGGGAUACUUCUUAAACACAAGUACAGCGUCAUAGUAGGAUCAGCCUCCAUCUCUGAUGUUGUUGCCCAGAUUGUGUUUGUGGCCAUUCUCCUGCACAGUAAUCUAGAAUGUGUGGAGCCUCUUCUCAUCCCAAUUCUUUCCUUGUAUAUGGGUGCCUUGGUCCGGUUCAGUAUUGUUGGGCUGGGAUAUUACUGCAACAUUCAUGACAACAUCCCAGACUCCAGUGGACUUGAUGUGGGGGGCGAUGCCACUAUUAAAAAGAUGCUGAGUUUCUGGUGGCCCCUGGCCCUCAUCCUGGCCACUCAGCGCAUCAGUCGACCCAUCGUCAACCUCUUUGUGUCUCGCGACCUCAAGGGGACCACUGAUGCCACAGAGGCCGUGGCUGUGCUCACAGCCACAUACCCUGUAGGUCACAUGCCCUAUGGGUGGUUAACUGAACUGAGAGCAGUGUACCCUGCCUUUGACAAGAACAACCCCAGCAACAAGCUGAACGCUGGCAGCCCCAUCACCAAGACUCAUAUCAAAAAGUUUAUAUUCUGCUGUCUGGCGUUGUCGGUCACGUUUUGCUUUGUGUUGUUCUGGACUCCUCAUGUGUCAGAGAAGAUCCUGGUUGACGUCAUUGGAGUGGAGUAUGCUUUCGCUGAGCUGUGUGUGGGCCCACUCAGGAUUUUCUCCUUCUUUCCUCUGCCAGUGACUGUUCGGGCUCAUUUGACCGGAUGGCUCAUGACCCUGAAAAAGACCUUUGUGCUGGCCCCCAGCUCGGUUCUCCGCAUCGUUGUCCUCAUCACAAGUCUGGUUGUGCUGCCUUACAUGGGGGUUCACGGGGCCACACUCGGAGUCGGAUCCCUCUUAGCUGGCUUCAUCGGGGAGUCAACAAUGGUUGCCAUAGCAGCCUGCUAUGUUUAUCGACAACAGAGAAACAGUGAGAUGUCAAACGAGCUGGUAGUGGAGGCUGAAGACUCGGCCCCAAUAAGCGCCAGGACUCAGAUGGACGCAAUUGAAGAGCAACAGGAGGAAGAGGAGGAGGAGCAGGAGUGAGCAGUCUCAGUGUGGAAUUUUCCCAAAGAGGGGACCGCUAGGUGUUCUGGUGCUGGAGAAGGGAGAGGACCUGAGUUUGGUUAGGUUUAAGAGGGUCUUCAUCACGUCAACCUAUGUACCAUUAAAACGCACACUGUAAAGAAAGCCAUGCACCUGUUCAUCCAUCUGUGUAAAUACCAUCAUGUCUUCCGACUUUUUCAACAUUUCUCUAGUUUUUGCAUCAUCACAUCAGCGGCUGUACUAAGCAUUUUCACAUGUUUACCGGUUAACAAGGGCAUUUGACACGGGAGAACUGUUCCUCCUCAGCGGCAAGAAUGAUGUCUGUCAAGUGGUGGUGGAGUUGCCAAAAUACAGAUUUCAUCAUUAUGUUACUUAACUAUGAUUAAACAGCAAGGCCUUGCUUGGAUUCAAAUAUAGACAUAUUGUGGAACUUAUUGGGAUGUGCAAUCGUAUUUUACAUACAACGGUGUACAGAUUAUUGUUGUUUUCUAUAGGUAAUGCAUUGUGUAUAUUUAAAUACCCGGAGGGGUCAGGAAUCCCUCAUAUCACUGCGUGUUAAACAAUACAGUUAUGAUUGUUCACUUUCCAUGCAGUCUGGGAGUCAGAUCUACUUUUGUUUUGCCAAGUAUUUUCCUGGUAGUAUUCAGACUGUUCUAUGUACUGUAUAUACUGUAUAGGGAUUCUUUUUGGCAAAUAAAGUGCUUUAUAAUGAA
Melanotaenia boesemani (Boeseman's rainbowfish) is the source of this 2647-nucleotide messenger RNA. RefSeq names its product ANKH inorganic pyrophosphate transport regulator a (gene ankha). The transcript is spliced from 12 exons. The record is from RefSeq and is a predicted model, not a curated record. Gene Ontology annotation, molecular function: phosphate transmembrane transporter activity. Bases 450 to 1934 code for a protein of 494 amino acids. Gene Ontology annotation, cellular component: membrane. Lineage: Eukaryota; Metazoa; Chordata; Actinopteri; Atheriniformes; Melanotaeniidae. Gene Ontology annotation, biological process: phosphate ion transmembrane transport.